Messenger RNA from Talpa occidentalis (Iberian mole), 1225 nucleotides. RefSeq names its product histone PARylation factor 1. The record is from RefSeq and is a predicted model, not a curated record. The transcript has 8 exons. Gene Ontology annotation, cellular component: nucleus. Gene Ontology annotation, molecular function: poly-ADP-D-ribose binding; histone binding. NCBI's taxonomy places the organism in Eukaryota, Metazoa, Chordata, Mammalia, Eulipotyphla, Talpidae. Gene Ontology annotation, biological process: regulation of protein ADP-ribosylation; DNA damage response. Bases 68 to 1108 code for a protein of 346 amino acids.
GGAAGCAGUCGGCGGCGCCCGGAAGCGGCGGCGGGACGCGGGAGUCCUCGCGGGCUGCGGCUGCAGGAUGGUCGGCGGCGGCGGGAAGCGCAGGCCCGGCGGGGAGGGGCAGCAGGUUGAAAAGGCAGUUGAUGUGAAGAAGAGUAAAUCCUGUGAAGCUGAUAUCUCCAGGGACCUUCGAAAAGAGGUAGAAAAUCAUUAUAAGCUUACCCUGCCUGAAGAUUUUUACCACUUCUGGAAGUUCUGUGAAGAACUUGACCCUGAAAAGCCAGCUGAUUCACUUUCUGAAAGCCUUGGACUUCAGUUAGUGGGUCCUUAUGAUAUCCUGGCUGGAAAACAUAAAAUGAAGAAAAAACCAGCAAACCUGAAUUUUAACCUUCACUGGCGAUUUUACUAUGAUCCUCCUGAAUUCCAGACCAUUAUUAUUGGGAACAAAAAGCCCCAGUUCCACAUGGGGUAUUUCAGGGAUUCUCCUGAUGAGCUUCCUGUAUUUGUUGGUACAAAUGAAGCAAGUAAAAAUUGUGUAAUUCUUCAAAAUGGAGAUAAUGUGUUUGCUGCAGUCAAGUUAUUUUUGAUGAAAAAACUUAAAGAAGUAACAGAUAAAAAGAAAACUAAUCUCUUGAAAAAUAUAGAUGAAAAACUUACUGAAGCAGCGAGAGAACUGGGGUACUCACUGGAACAGAGAACCAUGAAGAUGAAGCAGAGAGAUAAGAAAGUCGUGACAAAGACCUUUCAUGGUGCAGGUUUGGUUGUCCCAGUAGAUAAAAAUGAUGUUGGGUACAGAGAGCUCCCUGAAACAGAUGCUGACCUCAAGAGAAUCUGCAAGACUAUUGCUGAGGCACCAAGUGAUGAGGAGAGACUGAAAGCUUUUGCUCCCAUUCAGGAAAUGAUGACUUUUGUGCAGUUUGCUAACGAUGAAUGUGAUUACGGCAUGGGGCUGGAGUUGGGAAUGGACCUCUUCUGUUAUGGCUCACACUACUUUCAUAAAGUUGCUGGCCAGCUUUUACCUCUUGCAUAUAAUCUGUUGAAAAGGAAUCUCUUUGCAGAAAUUAUUCAAGAUCAUCUGGCAAAUAGAAGUAAAGAGAACAUAGACCAACUUGCAGCCUGAGUGAGAACUGGCUUUCUUUGAUAUACAAUAUCUUAAAGCAUUAGUGUUGAACUUGUGAUUUUUGUUUUGUUUUUAAAGAAUACAAAAAAUAAAUUGGAAACAUUUACUAAAAACUUC